AGGAUGACGUCGUUUAGAAUUAUACCUGUUAUAAUUGCCAUUGUUCAUCAAGUCUACUGUCAAUCAGAUAUAUCAUCAUGUCCAUCAAGAAUUCAGCAAAUGCAACACGUACGUGUCUAUACAGAUGCAUGCUUACUGUUUGUCGAACAUGAAUUGUCAUGGGACGAUGCUCGUAAAAGCUGCAGGAGCCUUGGAGGAGAUUUAGUAAUGAUAAAAGAUAGCGCAAAGCAAAAGUUCAUUUUGGAUUCUCUGAUAUUCGAACAUUGGAAUACACAAAAUAUGUGGAUCGGUGCUACAGAUAAAGCUAAAGAAGGCGACUGGCGCUGGAUAGACGGCAGUAGUGUUACAUACGCACAUUUUGCGAAAGGACAAGGUAAUAACCACAACACUAGAAGAUUUUUAUUGUCUGAUGGUUCAAAAGAAGAUUGUGCUCUGAUCAAACGAAGUGAUGGUGGCCUAUGGCAUGAUUAUCCAUGUGAUUUUGGUUUAGGGAUCCUAGGAUAUCAUUACACUUAUGCCUGUGAAUUCCUCAGGAGUGGACAUGGUACGACAAAUGGUUCGACACUCACAAGUGUACUAUGGCGCCGACAUCAAGCACUAUUGAAACAAUGGCACCAUCAACAGCUAAUCCUAACGUAGAAACGCCAGCGCCCACAACAUCAAUGCCUAACGUAGAAACGUCAUCGCCGACAACAUCAAUGCCUAACGUAGAAACGCCAGCGCCAACAACGAUGGCGAAUAUUGAAACACCAGCACCAACUACACUGCCCAAUGUAGAAACUCCAGCCGCGACACAGCCAAACAUUGAGACUCCGUUACCAACAGGCCCUAAUACUGUUAUUAUUGGC
Mytilus trossulus (common blue mussel) is the source of this 848-nucleotide messenger RNA. Its product is annotated as perlucin-like protein. Bases 4 to 639 code for a protein of 211 amino acids. The record is from RefSeq and is a predicted model, not a curated record. The transcript is spliced from 4 exons. NCBI's taxonomy places the organism in Eukaryota, Metazoa, Mollusca, Bivalvia, Mytilida, Mytilidae.